Vombatus ursinus (common wombat) is the source of this 606-nucleotide messenger RNA. RefSeq names its product host cell factor 1-like. Gene Ontology annotation, cellular component: histone methyltransferase complex. The annotation marks the transcript as partial. Gene Ontology annotation, molecular function: protein binding; transcription coactivator activity. The transcript has 3 exons. NCBI's taxonomy places the organism in Eukaryota, Metazoa, Chordata, Mammalia, Diprotodontia, Vombatidae. The record is from RefSeq and is a predicted model, not a curated record. Gene Ontology annotation, biological process: regulation of DNA-templated transcription; chromatin remodeling.
CAACCAAUCAAUGGUUUAUCCCUGCUGUUCGAGGAGACAUUCCUCCAGGCUGUGCAGCCUAUGGCUUUGUCUGUGAUGGAACUCGCCUUUUGGUCUUUGGUGGGAUGGUGGAGUAUGGAAAGUAUAGCAGUGAUCUCUAUGAAUUACAGGCAAGCAAGUGGGAAUGGAAAAGGCUCAAAGCGAAAACACCUAAGAAUGGACCUCCUCCCUGUCCCCGGCUAGGACAUAGCUUCUCUCUUGUGGGAAACAAGUGUUACCUCUUUGGGGGUCUGGCCAAUGACAGUGAAGAUCCCAAGAAUAACAUUCCAAGGUAUCUGAAUGAUCUCUACAUCCCAGAGUUAUGUCCAGGUUCAGGUGUGGUGGCUUGGGAUAUUCCUGUUACCUAUGGAAUCUUGCCCCCACCCAGAGAGUCCCACACAGCUGUAGUUUACACAGAAAACGACAAGAAGAAAUCCAAGCUGGUGAUUUAUGGGGGAAUGAGUGGCUGCAGGCUGGGUGAUCUCUGGACCUUAGAUAUUGGUAAGGUGCUUAAGAAUGGAACAGUAUGUAAGUUGACUAAAGUAUUCUAUAUAGAGGCUGCCAUCUGGGACUCUUGGAACUUACUGA